Messenger RNA from Carassius carassius (crucian carp), 2049 nucleotides. RefSeq names its product lethal(3)malignant brain tumor-like protein 1. The record is from RefSeq and is a predicted model, not a curated record. NCBI's taxonomy places the organism in Eukaryota, Metazoa, Chordata, Actinopteri, Cypriniformes, Cyprinidae. Gene Ontology annotation, cellular component: nucleus. Gene Ontology annotation, biological process: regulation of DNA-templated transcription. Gene Ontology annotation, molecular function: zinc ion binding.
AUGGACAAAUAUACAGUUCUUGAAGUGCUUGAACAUAUAGCUGAUGGAAAUAUCUCAGAUGUUGACUUUAUGUGGAGUGAUGAGGAAAAUGGAGAUGGAAAUGCAGAUGAUGCUAGAUCUCCAACAAUUGGGGAGGACAGAGAUGAACCACCACCAGUAGUAGGGGAAGAAAUUGAGAUUGAGGCAGAGGAAAGUCAGAAUCAAGAAGACAGUGAAGAUUAUGAGCAUGAGCACAGUGAAGAUUAUGAGCAUGAGCAUGAGGCAGAUGUAGAACCAAGAAUCCAGGCUCCCAACCACAAGCUUUUUUUUGACAACUACUUCACCACCUACAAUGUUUUUGAAGAUUUUGCAGAAAAGAAAAUCCUUGCUGCUGGAACAGCAAGGCUUUUCCGCUUUGCAAAUCCACCACUGAAGACAGACAAGGAAAUGUAUAAGAAAACGCGGGGAAACCAUGAGGAAGUUAGAAGUAGGGAUGGAAAAGUUGUUCUAGUGAAGUGGUUUGAUAACCGCUCUGUUAUGCUGGCCUCCAACUUUGUUGGUGUUGGAAAUGAAGACGAAGUUGAGAGGUGGGAUAAGAAAGAGAAGCAGUUUGUGAAGGUCAAGCGUCCAGAGGUUGUGAAGAAAUACAACAAGGGCAUGGGAGGGGUGGGCAAGCUAGAUCAGCUAAUCAGCCUUUACAGGAUUGAUAUCAAGUCCCUGAACAGCUGGCUUGAGUUUCGCAGGGACAAUGAGUACAAAGGAACUCAGCCACAGAAAAUCAUGGAUCUUCUUGAAUUCAAAAUGAAUGUGGCCGAAGUGCCUGUGCGUUCUGGGAAGCCACAGGGAUGUAAAGAAGAAGAGUUUUCUUGGUCCAACUACCUAAAAAUCACAAGAUCAGAAGCUGCACCGAAAGAGUUGUUCUGUAGCUCAGUCAAACCAGAGACAGACUGUGGGUUUGAGGUAGGGAUGAAGCUGGAGGCCGUGGUCCGGAUGAACCCCUCUCUCAUCUGUGUUGCCACGGUAACAGACAAAGUGGGCAAACGUUUCCUAGUUCAUUUUGAUAACUGGGAUGACACGUAUGACUACUGGUGAGUGGAUGCUCACAGCCCAUACAUUCAUCCCAUCGGCUGGUGUCAGGAGAGGGGCCUGCCACUGACGCCUCUUCAGGACUAUCCGGACCCUGACAGGUUCUCAUGGGAGAGGUAUCUGGAGGAGACGGGCUCGACGGCGGUCGCUCCUGAAGCCUUCACAGUGCGUCCCUCCCACAGCUUCCAGGUGCAGAAGAAGCUGGAGGCGGUGGAUAAAAGGUGUCCGGGCCUGAUCCGCGUGGCUACGGUGCUGGAGGUCGACAAUUACAGAAUCAAGAUUCAUUUUGAUGGCUGGAGUCACUUGUAUGAUGAGUGGAUGGAUUCGGAUCAUCCGGACAUCCACCCUGCGGGAUGGUGUGAAGGCACAGGACACCCCCUCAAACCUCCACCCUGCCAGAAACCUGGUCCCCAGGAGAGCCUGACGACCCAGCAGCCCAGCUUCUCCUCUAUGCCUCAGCCACGCAGCACCUCCAAAUACAGCUUCCACCACAGAAAGUGCCCUACUCCGGGAUGUGAUGGGUCAGGUCAUGUGACCGGCCGCUUCACUGCUCAUCACUGUUUGUCUGGCUGCCCAUUGGCUGAGAGGAACCAGGGCCAGUUUAAAGCGGAUCUCUCUGAUACAGAGGGAUCCAGACGUAACCAGCUGGUCUUCGGCCAGAGAGCAAAGAAAUCUCGCUACCAUGGCAGGAUUGGUCGCCCCCCUAAAUAUCGCAAAAGAAAUUGUCAGACGUGACGACUGUGUGUGUGUGUUUCAGAGGGAAUGUACUCGUCUCUCUUCAUGAAAGCGUUUACAGCGAGUUCGGACCGGACUCUGUCUCUCUGCUGGGAGCAGCACUGUAAAUUACUGCCCGGCGUCGCAGGACUUCAUGCAGCUCAAGUAUCUUCCUGGACUAUAGAGGAGGUCUUUGGAUUCGUCAUACUCAAUAGUCUUAUUGGCUGUGAAGAGCAGUCCCGAAUUUUAAAAGAUGAAGUAAGUAAUUAG